This is a messenger RNA of Phytophthora sojae, 768 nucleotides long. RefSeq lists its product as hypothetical. The transcript has a single exon. The record is from RefSeq and is a predicted model, not a curated record. Bases 1 to 768 code for a protein of 255 amino acids. Lineage: Eukaryota; Oomycota; Peronosporomycetes; Peronosporales; Peronosporaceae.
AUGCUGGAGCGCCAGCUGCAGGCAGAUGAAACCAAACGCGACGUCCGUAUAGCGCAUGUGCUGCGGAGAGAAGGAAUCGCAGUGCCAAGCGCGGCGCCGAAGACCUCUGAUCACACUGGCAAGGUCCCUCGAUACUGCCUACACUACAAAAAGCAGCAUGGGUUCUCCCGCCUCAUAUCCCGAAGUCAGUUCACACUUGAACAAGUCGUCGAGCUCGAAAAAGGCCAGUCUCCAGAGGACCCCCGCCCGAACAAAGCGCUAUCCCCGAACCGUCUUCAUCGACUACUGGAGGGAUUCGAGCACCGCGACUCACUAUGCAGCGCAGCACGGUUUGGCAUUGAUCCUCAAUGGUCCACGCAAAAUCAAGAGCAGCAGGAGCAGCAGCGCAUUCCAACAAAUCACAAGUCUGCCGAUCGCCACCUUAAUACAGUGGUGAAAAGCGUCCGCGAAGGCCAAGACGGAGGACAGUAUUUGGUACUGGACGCAAACGUGCUCGAAACACUCGGCAACAUUCGAAUCAGCCCGCUCGAUGCAGUCCCGAAAGCAAACACGGACCCCCAGCUCGAAACUCGCCUAAUUCAUGACCUGUCAUACCCUAUUGGCAACUCAACCAACGAUGCAUCGGACAAAAGCUCGUUCCCAGAGGUGCGGUACCGGCACGUGGCGGCAGUCGCGAGAAGAAUUGAGGAGUGCUACGCGCAGAACCCAAUGAUCACCAUCUACGUAAUGAAAGGCGACGUGAAGGGAGCGUUCCGGCACAUCAGUUGA